Sinocyclocheilus rhinocerous is the source of this 1684-nucleotide messenger RNA. RefSeq names its product SET and MYND domain-containing protein 5-like. NCBI's taxonomy places the organism in Eukaryota, Metazoa, Chordata, Actinopteri, Cypriniformes, Cyprinidae. The coding region runs from base 76 to 1086 and encodes 336 amino acids. Gene Ontology annotation, biological process: negative regulation of gene expression, epigenetic. The record is from RefSeq and is a predicted model, not a curated record. The transcript is spliced from 12 exons. Gene Ontology annotation, molecular function: protein binding; histone H4K20 methyltransferase activity.
CAGAGAAAGCAGAUUUAUCCCAUGUACACUAUUGGUCAAUCCGAGAGGUUAAAGGUUGAUAUGUAAAUAUCCAACAUGGCGGCGCCCAUACAUGACAUGUUUUCUCGCUGCGUGGAUCCUGCCGAAGCCAGUAAUUGCGUGGAGGUCCGAUUUAUCGAUAAUGUCAAGGGUAAAGGAUUAUUUGCGAAAAAAACCUUCAAAAAGGGUGACCCCAUUUUUAUUGAGCAACCUCUAGUGUCAUCUCAGUUCUUGUGGAAUGCCUUGUACAACUACAGAGCGUGUGAGUACUGUCUGCGUGCUCUGGAGACAGCGGAGGAGAACGCCAGGCGCUUGAGCGGUCUGCCGGCUCUUGGUCUGCCUCAGCCGGAGCUGUGUAAAGUGCGUCCGGAUCGACACCAGGCCUGUCCACACUGUCAGGUGAUGUACUGCAGCGCUGAGUGCCGGCAGGCUGCUCAAGAUAAGGGACGCUGGCAGAGGCUGUUCUCUCAUUUUUGUAGCCGUACAGCAAACGAAGAGGAGGAAAUAGUUCAUAAAUUGUUGGGAGAGAAGUUUCAGGGCCAGCUGGCCUUGCUGCGUGAUCUCUUUACUACAGCGCUGUACGAGGAUGGUCUCAGUCAGGGCCAGCUGGCCUUGCUGCGUGAUCUCUUUACUACAGCGCUGUACGAGGAUGGUCUCAGUCAGUGGUUCACCCCAGACGGUUUUCGCUCUUUAUUUUCCCUUGUUGGGACCAAUGGUCAGGAAACCGGCGAUUUCCUCAACUGCGAGGGCUCCGGUCUUUUCCUGCUGCAAAGCUCUUGUAACCACAGCUGCGUUCCCAACGCAGAGGCGUCUUUCCCCGACAACAACUUCCUCCUCCACCUCGGCGCCCUCAGCGACAUCAGCCCCGGAGAGGAGAUCUGUAUCAGCUACCUGGACUGCUGCCAGCGAGACCGGAGUCGUCAUAGCCGGCACAAGAUCUUGAGGGAGAAUUACUUAUUCGUCUGUUCCUGUCAGAAGUGCAUGUCCCAGAUGGAUGAUGCAGAUAUGACAUCCGAGGAUGAGGAGGGAGCUGAAGGCGAAACGGAGGAUGAAAUGACCGAUGUGUGAUUUCACUCCGGUUUCUCGGCUCAGACCUGUUUGUCUGUGGACCUUUCCGAUGUGAUCCUGACCCCGUCACUGGGCCUAAUAUCUGCAGCAGCUGAGAAACCAACAUCACACUUACAGUCUGGCUGUUAUAACCCUAAUAUCAAAGCCUAUGCAAAAUAUAAGUGCGCUGUUUUUAUCAUGUGCUUUUUUGUCAUGAUUUCUACCAUGCAUAGGAUGCAAGAGGACACUGGUUUCAUGUGCAGGAUCGGUUAAACAUUUUUUGGUUUUGACCCCAUGAUGUGCUCGAUAAAGCAAGUAGCUCCAAACAAAAACUGUGACCAAGCAUAAAACAUGAUCUGUUUGUGCACUUAAUGGGUUAUAUUAUACAAUAACCUUUCAAAAGAACAUGAAUUGAACAUGAACUGGAGAAACUGUACAGUCAGCGGAUCAAGAGAAGUGUUCAUGUUACUUUAAAGUGACUGUAAAUCAACCAGAAAUCAAAACUGACCCUGUUUACUUAUUCUAUACACAUAACUUCUCUUUAUAAUCUUAUGUAUGCAAAGAUUUGAUCCACCUUUCAAACGAUUUUUCUUUUCAGCUGACGUCACUUGGGUCACAC